UCAGAAUAUCCCUCUCUACAUCAUACUAACAGUUAAAUUAAAGGUGAAUGUGUAAUGUUAUAUGUAAAGGUAAUUGCUGUUGAGAUCGGUCUGUACAAUACUAUAUGUACUGCUGCUUCUGAUUUAUGAAACAACUGUUCUGAAGAGAUCCUAAACAGUCAAACACUCUACUAAUAGACACAUUUUCUUCACAAUAUUUAUAUUACUCUUCCAGCAUCCUCUAUACAGGGGAAGAGCAGGCUUGAAGGCACAACCAAACUUGCUCAACUGUGACAUCAGAGGGUGCAGCGCUGAUGUCACACUGUGCCCCAGGGAUGAAGUCAAGUGACAAAGUGGGGUCCCCAGAGGGCUCAGCGCUGAUUUACACAGAGUGUUAUGGAUCUAGUCGCACCCAUAGGUACCUGGAGGGAACUAACGGCAGCCUUGUGUGUGAGAGGCACCCUACUGAGCAUGGAUACCGCUCACUGAGAGACUUCUUCGUGUCCUUGCUUCUCCCCCAUGGGUAUCCAGACAGUGUCAGUAAGGAUUAUCUGGCGUAUCAGCUGUGGGACACUGUACAGGCAUUCUCCAGCAGUGUAACCGGUUCAUUGGCCACUCAGUCCCUUCUUCGUGGAUCAGGCGUUGGGGACAGCACUGCCACUGUAGCAGCCGCAACAAUCACAUGGAUCCUUAGAGAUGGUACAGGAAUGGUCGGAAGAAUUCUCUUUGCCUGGAUGAAAGGGAGCCGACUUGACUGUGAUGCGAAAAGAUGGAGGCUUUUUGCGGAUCUUCUGAAUGACAUUGCUAUUUUCAUGGAGAUCAUGGCGCCGGUCUUCCCCUCAUUCUUUACACUGACUGUGUGCGCAGCAGGAGUGUUCAAGUGCAUUGUGGGAGUGGCAGGGGGUGCCACACGAGCUGCUAUCACUGUCCACCAAGCAAAACGGGACAAUAUGGCUGACGUGUGUGCCAAAGAUGGAAGCCAGGAGACCCUGGUUAAUCUCGCUGGUCUGCUCAUCAGCCUCUUUCUUGUGCCGCUGGUAUCAGACAGUAUAAUGGCGACCUAUUUACUCUUCUUCCUCCUGACCUCCCUUCACCUUUAUGCCAAUUACCGAGCUGUCCAAUCUGUCAUCAUGGAAACCCUCAACCAGUCAAGGCUCAGUAUUGUGUUGCACCAUUAUCUGACGGAGGGGAAGAUGCUCGAUCCGGAGGCAGCAAAUCUCCAGGAGCCACUGUUACCGGGUUUGGGCUCUCAGGCAUCAGUCAGUCUCGGCGUCCCUCUGAAUUAUCUGGUGUCCAGUGUGUCGGAGCUUGAGCAGUUAAAGAAAGAUAACCGUUCCCUAUACCUGCUGGGCUGGAGAAAAGAUACAGGUGGUUUGUCUGUGGUGUUACAUGAGGAGGCUUCCAGUGUGGAUAUGAUCAGAGCCUGUGUCCAUGCCGAGAUGCUUUACAGGGAAACCAGCAGCUCAGCUCAUCACAGAUCUGGCCGUUUUUCCAUGCAGAAUAUGCUUUCUGCUCUGCAGUUGGUCAGGGGACAGGGCUCUCACCAUUGCACAGGCUCCGAACAAGAUGGCCGCUUUGUUGCCUUGGAAAUGACUCAUGACCAGAUCGACAGAAUGUUCCCCAAAUUUCUGCAAGGUCUGACCGCAUCAGGAUGGGUGACCAAUCGCAAUUUAUUGGACUCCGAUGACUGGAGAGCAAACUGGCAUGUGAAAAAGCAGCAAUGAGCAAUGGAGAUGCCACAAUGAAAUGACAUGUUGGAGAGACGGCAACAUCUUUGUGUUCAUAAGGGACCUAACGAAUCAUACAGAAGAAGAGGAAUAGACUGCUUCUCUGAGUUAAGGACCAAUCAGUGUCAGGCUGAGACUCCUGCAGCCAAUCAGAGUGCCUGACAUUGACACUGUCACUUAUUCUGACAGUAUUAAACAUAAUAGGUGCCAUAUAGACCUUUGGUGCAAUUAGAGGACUGAUAGUCUUGGGCUGGGUGAUUCUCUGAUACUCUGACAGGCCAGUCCAACCUUGGACCCAAUCACUGUGUAAAAGAGACGACCAAACUGCUGCUGAGAAGAGAGACAAAGAAUCCUGGUUCCCAAGUGUUCUGCUCUCUGCUACAGGGCAAAACUAUAACAUAGCAGCCAGUGUUUAUACACCCAAAGUCUCGCCAGUUUAGGCCACACCCUUGUUACACCCAGACAUGGUGCUUUAUUUCUGGUUAUGGUCUCCUGUUCCUUUUUCAGGGGUGCGCAUGUUGGGACUGUACCUCUUAAAUUGGGCCAUUGGGGGGUAGGCAAUAUGAGGGAGAGGGCCCAGACAGACAGGGCCAUGUUUUAUAUAUACCGAAAAUUAUCCACUGCCAUGUUUUUUAUAUAGGCACCCACGGGCCUACUGCUUAUGGGGCAGCUAACGGGUGCCUAUAUAUUAACAAUGCACCGAAUCCAAUUCAGCCAAAUCCCCAAAUCCUUUGUGAAAGGUUCAGACGAAUACCGAUCCAAAUCCUAAUGUGAAUAUACUUCCUUGUUUAUUGAUGAAAAGUCACGUGAUUUCCCUUCACGUCCCCUAAUAUACACAUGUGGAUUCUGCUUGGCAAGGCACAUGGCUUCAGCCGAAUCCUAAUCCUGCUGAAAAAGGCAGAAUCCUGUAUAUAUAUAUAUGUAUAUAUGUGUAUAUAUAUGUGUAUAUAUAUAUAUAUAUAUAUAUAUAUAUAUAUAUAUAUAUAUAUAUAUAUAUAUAUAUAUAUAUAUAAUUUAGCAGAUGGACCCGCACUCCUUGUAUCGUGAAUUUUCAAUGCAUAUCCAUAUAUAAAAGCAAUGUAGAAGGACUUUGAGCAAAAUAAACGUUUGGAAGAUUGA
Molecule: messenger RNA, 2825 nt
Organism: Xenopus laevis (African clawed frog)
Lineage: Eukaryota; Metazoa; Chordata; Amphibia; Anura; Pipidae
Gene: rusf1.L
Product: RUS family member 1 L homeolog
Exons: 15
Coding region: 294-1703 (469 amino acids)
Cellular component (GO): membrane
Source: RefSeq, a predicted model, not a curated record